This is a messenger RNA of Plasmodium gallinaceum, 1404 nucleotides long. RefSeq names its product E3 ubiquitin-protein ligase, putative. Gene Ontology annotation, molecular function: ubiquitin protein ligase activity. The transcript is spliced from 2 exons. The coding region runs from base 1 to 1404 and encodes 467 amino acids. The record is from RefSeq and is a predicted model, not a curated record. Lineage: Eukaryota; Apicomplexa; Aconoidasida; Haemosporida; Plasmodiidae. Gene Ontology annotation, biological process: protein ubiquitination. Gene Ontology annotation, cellular component: cytoplasm.
AUGAACAUAAUAGAUGAAUAUGACUUAGAUAUGUAUAAAAAUCUUGUUAUGACCAAUAAUUGCAAAGAUGAGGAAUUAUUAUGUAUAUUCAAUACUUCUAGCUUUUUAAACACAAUGUGUUUUUUCCUUUUUUUUAUCAUGUUUUUAUGGUUUUUAUCAAUUGUAUCAAGGUUUUAUGCAUCGUAUAAUAUUAUGAAAUAUCUAAAAAAUAGGAAGGCAAUUUAUAUGAAAAAUAUGUCAAGAUAUAUUAAUGAAGUUAAAAUGCUUUGUAGAAGUCACGUAAAUGAUAUUAUAAGAAUAAAAAAAAAAAUAACACCAAAAAGCGUUGAUAAAAUAAAUUUAAAUAUAAGUGUAAAAAAUAAUAUACAACUAUAUAAAAAUUAUUUAAGUUCUAGUUGUAAUGAUUUAAAUCAGCUAUAUAAAUAUUCUAUUUCUUUCACAUUUUCUUCAAAAAAUUCACUGUAUAUUAGAUUGUUUUGGGGAGUAUUAUUAAAAGAAGUAAACGAAAUUAUUCAUAACAGAAUGGAAUUAAAUAAAAAAUCUAUAAAUGGGCCAAACACUGUAAUAUGCAUAGAUAAUUUUAAAAAUUUUUUUAAGGAUGGAUUUAGUAAAUCAAUACCAAAUAAACAAAUCUCAGAUGCAACUACUUUGUUAUUAGAUAAAAAAAAAAAUGAUUAUUACUUAGAUUCUAAAGAUGAUGAAAUGAUUGAUUUCAAUACAUGUUUUUAUAAAUCACCAAAAUCAUUUUUUAGUAACGGUAAUAAUGUUACUUAUACUAUGCCAUAUGAUGAAAAUUUUUGCGUAACCGAAAUUCUAAAUGAAAUAGAAGUUGAAAAGACUAAUGUGAUUAAACAAAAAGAAAAAGAGGAAAAUGAAAACAAAAAGAAAAAACUAAAGAAAAACAAGAUAGAUGUUCAAGAAAAUACAAUAAUGAGUAACGAAGAUAAUAUAAGAAUACCUUUAAUAAUUGUUUUAAAUGAUAUUCCUUCUGAUGAUCAAUUCAAUUUAAAUAAAGCUAGCAAAAAACCAAAAAAAAAUGAUAAUUGUAAUACAUUAAUUGUUUUAGUAGACUUUAAAAAAAUAAAGGAUAAAUAUAAACCUUUUAUAAUUAAAGAUAUAUGUGUAUUAAAUCAAAAUGUUUCUUCCCAAAAAUCAAAAAAAAAAUGCAACAUUGUUCAAUUUAUAGACAUUUUAGAUAUAUAUGGUCAUGAAGAACAUGAUAAAGAGUGUUUAAUUUGUAUGACUUCAUACAAAGAUACUUUAUUAAUGCCAUGUCGCCAUUCUUCAUUUUGUUAUGAUUGUAUGAAAUCAUUAAGGCAAGAAAAAUGCCCAAUCUGCAGAUGUCUUUUUACUUCAUUUAUUAAGUUCCCAUUAAAGAAUAUAGAUAAAAAUGAAAUAACAUAA